Molecule: messenger RNA, 3392 nt
Organism: Colletes gigas
Lineage: Eukaryota; Metazoa; Arthropoda; Insecta; Hymenoptera; Colletidae
Product: transcription factor E2F3-like
Exons: 8
Coding region: 748-2100 (450 amino acids)
Biological process (GO): regulation of transcription by RNA polymerase II
Cellular component (GO): RNA polymerase II transcription regulator complex
Molecular function (GO): DNA-binding transcription factor activity, RNA polymerase II-specific; RNA polymerase II cis-regulatory region sequence-specific DNA binding; protein dimerization activity
Source: RefSeq, a predicted model, not a curated record
UUCGUUUUCCUCGCCGGUGGGUCGACCGAUCAUGUCGAGGCGGGGCUUAUCGUGAACUUUAGAACCUCUACAUUCCCUGGAACCUGAAAACACGUCGAUCGGUUGAACGGCUCGGCCCUUGCACUCGAUUAUUUCGGGCCCCCAGACUGCCUGACUGUCGUUCCUAUUGCCGAGAUCGGCCCCGCAGAAAAUGGACACCGCACCAGUGCGGUAGAGAGACAGAGCGAAACAGAUAUAUAGAAAAGAGGAGGAGAGGGACAGGGACAGAGAAAGAAAUAAAGGCCACGCAACUACUACGGCUACGACGAGGACGACGACACGGGUAUAAGCUGAGAAACGAAGGACAGAGGGAGAACAAAACGCGAGAGGGCGAGGGAGUAAUCGUAUGUACCAAGUGCGUGUAUGAUAUUAACGAAGGAAAAAGCAAGAGAAACGUUCGUGUACGUUGGCCUCGGGAGACCGGGUUAACUUCUCGUCGUCCCGGGCACGUUUGUCUGUCCUGUCAUCGACAGGCCUCAGUGAAAAUUGCAUCUAGAGCCGUUGACGCCGCGACAAGCAACGAUCACGACCACGACGGCGACGUAUUUGCCAUCGAGGAGGCAAGGAUAUGCCUCGCUCGUCGGUGCUGUGACACGCGCCGCGCCGUGUGCUGGCUGAACCUCCCGGAAGAGAGCGUGGGCCUCCGUCUCAAAAUACUGUGCGGUUUGUACCGCACUCUCGAGAGCCAAAUUCUUAUAAACUAUAAAAAUGCCUCGAGUAAGGAGACAGGUGGUCUUGGAAGAUCCUGCCAGGCCUGUUACACCAGACAUGGUAGAGACCAAAUUGAUAAAAACAGAAUUUUUGGAUGAUGGCUCUUUGGAUGAAGUACAAGCACAAAAGGUGGCUGAAGAGACCCCAAGUCCCCAUCUUCAAGACCAUCAGUAUGGACAAACACCUUGUUAUCAAGUGACAAGGAAACCUACACAACCACCACCACGAACUGAACAAAUAUCAGUUCAAGCGGUAAAACGAAGACUGAAUUUGGAAAUGGGAACAACAGGACCCAGCCAAUCUGCCUUUAAGGCUCCUAGAGGUAAACGUAGGAGAUCCGGAUCGAGUUCUAUAACUGGCCACACGCCUACCAAAAGUAAAACGGUAGAACGAACGCGGUACGAUACAUCACUGAGCUUACUUACAAAAAAGUUCAUACAUUUAGUUGAAAGCAGCGAGGACGGUGUUGUAGAUUUGAAUGUAGCAUCUGAGAAGUUGGAAGUACAGAAACGUCGUAUAUAUGACAUUACAAACGUGUUGGAAGGUAUAGGUAUUUUGGAGAAGAAAAGUAAAAACAAUAUACAAUGGAAAGGCGGUCAGUUACCAAACGAUAGGAAUGACAUUGCUGAUCUCAGAAGAGAAGUAGCAGAUUUAGAAGCUAAGGAAAACACUUUGGAUCGGUUAAUUCACGGUGCGGAUAAAAACCUUAGGGAACUCUGCGCAGACAGACAAUACGCUUAUGUAACGUAUCACGAUUUACGUUCUGUCCCAAUGUACAAAGACCAGGCUAUAAUGGCAGUGAAGGCUCCGCCAGAAGCCACUCUUCAUGUUCCACAACCUAUCAAUAAUCUUGGUCAACAAAAGCUUCAAAUGCACAUGAGGUCAUCUCAUGGAGAAAUAGAAGUGUUCCUCUGUCCUGAUGACCCUGCAGUUAAAACAUCUCCUAAUCCGGGGUACACGACGACGCAACCUGUGCCUUCGUCAAAAGAAUCCGAUUUACCUUAUCUGCCUCCUGAACUGUUGGCCAAUGGAGGAAGUGGGGUUCGGGUCGAACCAGUACCUUCUGUCGAGAGUUCGUUGAAUACUCGUUUGUGUACUCCAGUUAUUUCUGCGGUUACCAGUUUAGCGGGCAUGAGAGACGCGCUUUUGUGUGAAUCCGACGAUUACGGACCAAUGGGUGGCGGAAAAUUCCAACUCCAAACAGAGGAUCAAAUUAGUACUUCAGAUCUAAGUAUUCUCGAUUUUGGAGAACACCUGCUGUCCUUGGAACCACCUCUUUCCGAAAACGACUAUUCGUUCUCGUUAGGUACAGAGGAAGGGCUUUCGGAUCUUUUUGAUUUCAAAUUCUAAAACUAUAUCAUCCUUAUCAUCGUCAUCGUGACAGCACUUUUGUCUUUUUGGACUACCACUCUGAGUUCGCCUCCUUAGUAUUCGAACGGAUAGAGGAUAAUUUGUUAAUACAAUGAAUUUGAGCUUUCGAGCUACGUAUAUAUUAUUCUGAUUGGGGAUUUUCGAUCGACACGCGGCGCUCGUACGGGGCAAGAAAGUGUAUAAUUGUGUAAUGUCGUCCUGGUCUGUUGUUCAUUAGGAUAGGAAAGGUUCGUAUCGAUGCCGUAUGAACAGGAUGAUCGCGCGGAUAUCUUGCGUUUAAAAUACAAUCAAAUUUACUAGAAUGAACACCGAUUUUGCUGACCUCGGUGAAAUGAUUUUGCUUGUUAGCCCGAUCGGAUAAUACGCGGAUGUAAAUACAAAGUAUAGAUAGGAUUUUUUGAUUCGUAUCAAUUCGCGUAACGAUUUAAUACCGAAUAGUAUUUUGUCGAGAGUGUAUUGCGUAUGAGUGUUUUAACCGGGAUUCGUAAGACGUUUAACAGAUCAUCAAGCACACAGUAUCAUGUCGGUCGGUUUGAAAAUUCGACCUCUGUGGAUGAGAAAAAGUAGAAAACGCGCCGCGAAGCAGAGGGGACACAUAUCACACGCAAAUAUUAACGCGGUGCUCUCGUGUAUUUCCGACUUGAUACGGUCGAGACCGAUUAAGCUUCUGGAAUAAGUUUGUAAAGCUGCCUGGCGAAUCGAAGCCAUUUUUUCUGUGCAAUGUGUUAUAAUAUUGUAAAUGAGGUAAGGGUAAAACGAUGGAGGAGAAUGUAUUUGGAAUUUCAAAGAGAAAGAGAGACUGGACUCGUAUCGAACAGCCAUGCUACGAAGAUAUUUUGUGGUUAUUGAAUUGUAAAAUUAAUUGAGCCGAUAGCGCGCGAAAUCAUUCAUCAAAAUGUCCCUCCUAGUGUAAUGUUUCUAUCUACGUGAUAAUUAAAAUGAAAAACAUGAACGUUCUCCUUCCGGGCGGUCGUCCUCUUUUAUCACCGGGACUGAAUUGUUUUUUUCUAAAUCGUGUUUAAAGCGGAGGGCCACCGUCCGGAAGAAUGCAUUAUAAAUUUAUUGAAAGCAGUCGAUGCAUAGUAGCUUAUCGAUGAAGAAUCGUUUGUAAAAAAAAAAUGAAAAAAAAAUAUGACGAACAAAUGAACGGCAGGAAGGCAUAGUUUUUAUUCUAUAUACUUUUGUAAUUGGUCGAGUUUUUCCGAUAGUGAAUUCGUGCGGUUCGACGAUGCAUGAACUAUAAUUAAAUUUAUCGCUCGAUGCGAACGAGG